GUCUCCCCGGGACUGUGCAGGGCCGGGCGGGUUUAUGGCGGCCAGCGGCCGCGGCGCCGGGCCCCGCCAUGGAUCCGGCCGGGGCGCGCGCUGAGCGGCCGCACGCAGCCCCCCGCAUGGCGCUGCUGCCCCCGGCCGCCGGGGACCCCCCGCCGCUGGGCCUGCGGGAGCCGCCGAGGCGGAGACGCUCCCCGGACGGGACGGGCUCCAGGCGGCCCCGGGCGCGACCGAGCAGCAGCAGCAGGGCCUCGCCGGGGCUGGAGGAGCCGGGCCGCCGGGAGCCUGCGGUGGAGCCGGGCGGACGGAGCCCGCUGGAGCUGGAGGAGCCGGGCAGCAGGGAGCCGUCCCCGCUGUGCCUGGAGCUGGGCGAGCCCGGGGCGGCGGCGCGGUGCCGGCGGGGCGGGGGGCCCCCCGGGCGGGGCCCCGGGGGGCUGUCGGUGAAGAUGGCCUUCCGCCGCGCCUACUCCAUCAAGGACAAGCUGCAGGCCAUCGAGCGGGUGAAGAAGGGCGAGCGGCAGGCCUCGGUGUGCCGGGACUUCGGGGUGCCCGGCGGCACGCUGCGCGGCUGGCUCAAGGACGAGCACAAGCUGCGCUGGUUCCUGGACCAGCUGGGCGGCGAGGUGGGCACCCAGCGCAAGAAGAUGCGCCUGGCCAACGAGGAGGAGAUCGACCGGGCCGUCUACACCUGGUUCCUCACCCUGCGACAGCACGGCGUGCCGCUCUCCGGGCCCAUCAUCCAAGCCCAGGCCGAGGCCUUCGCCCGCCAGAUCUACGGGCCCGAGUGCACCUUCAAGGCCAGCCACGGCUGGUUCUGGCGCUGGCAGAAACGGCACGGCAUCUCCAGCCAGCGCAUCUACGGCGAAGGCGGUGGAGGCGGAGGGGGGGACCCCGCCGCUCCGGGGACCCCGCCGCUCAAGGCUGAGCUGGAGCCCGGGGCCCCCUCUUCCGCCUUCCCGGACCCUUCGCUGCUCCUGCCCCCGCCGCCGCCUCCUCCAGCCGCCGCGGCUCCUUCAGACGGGGGAGGCUACGGGGACGAGCAGAUCUACAACGCCAAUGUAACCGGACUCUACUGGAAGCUGCUGCCGGGCCAGGCUGGGGAGCUGCGGGCCCAUUCCCCCUGCCUGCAGGCUCCCCCCCGUCGGAGGCUGGUGGUGAAGGAGUGCGUCACCGUGCUGCUGGCGGCCAACCUGACUGGCUCGCACAAGCUGAAACCGCUGGUGGUCGGGGGGCUCCCAGACCCACCCAGUCUCCGGCACCACAACCAGGACAAGUUCCCAGCCUGCUACCGCUACAGCCCCGAGGCCCGGCUCGGACCUGCCCUUCUCCGGGCCUGGUUUUUUGAAGACUUUGUGCCAGGAGUCAAGCGUUAUCUGCGUCGCAGCUGCCUCCAGCAGAAGGCGGUGCUGCUUCUCAGCAGCCCCCCGCCACCCUCCGGUGCUGGCCCAGAGGAGCCACCCCAGCUGCAGACCCCAGAUGGCUCCAUCCGAGCCCUCUUCCUCUCCAAGGCUGCGGCAGGGGGCAGCUCGGCGGGAGGGGGAGGCCGUAUCCCAGCCCCGCUGGAGCAAGGCGUGGUGUCCGCCUUCAAGCAGCUCUACAAGCGGGAGCUGCUGCGAUUGGCCGUGUCCUGUGUGGCCAGUGGGGGAGGCGGCCCGGCUGGGGGGCCCAGCCCAGCUGGUGGUGGGAGUGGCCCCCUGGACUUCGUGCGCUCUUUCCUGCUCAAGGACAUGCUAUACCUGGCUGGCCUCUCCUGGGACCUCAUCCCUGCUGGCUCCAUCGAGAAGUGCUGGCUGCUGGGGCUGCGUGCUGCUUUUGAGCCCCAGCCUGGGGAAGAGGAACAGGGGGAACCGCUGGGUGGAGACAGCAAGGUCUUCAGCGAUCUCACCCACCUGGCUGCCCUGGCCUAUAAACGCCUAGCACCUGAGGAGGUGGCCAACUGGCUGCACCUGGACGAUGCGGCGCCAGGCAUGGAGGGGGAGGAUGGGGAAGGGGAUGGUGGGGAUGAAGGACCUGGAGGCUGUGGCGGGGAUGAGGAUGAGGAGGCAGCAGGGGUGGAUGCAGGUGGUGGGGGGGGCAGUGGAGUGGAGGACGGAGGGGAUCCCCCACUGCCCACGGCCCGGGAAGCCAUCAGGGGCUUGGAGACAGCACUACGCUGGCUGGAGAGCCAGGACCCCCGGCAGGUGGGACCACUCAAGUUGGUGCAGCUCCGCUCCCUCAUUAGUAUGGCCCAGCGGCUGCACCAAGGGGGUAGCUCAGACUCAUAGGGGGUGCGAGGGGGACUGGAGCUGGUCAGCCACCUACUGCUGCACCUUUGGGGGUGUAGCCCCACCAAACUCCCAUGGGAUGGAUGGGGACUAACCCCACUCUGCAAUGGGGGACCCAACCCCCCCACCCAUCAUUGCUAGGGAGUGGGAUCUAAUACCUCGUGGGGCUCAGAUGUCCCUCCCCCUGGGGCUACCCCCUGUCACUGAGGGGUAAGCCUACUUCCUGGGGUUAAUAAGGGGGGAUAACCCCCCAUAAAAUGUCAUCACUUGAGGGGUAUUCCUCACUCUAAACAUUAUUGGGAGGUGCUAUUCCCUACUUAUGGAAUAUAGGGGGAUAAUUCCCAGCAACAUCACUGGAGGGCUAAUCCUUACCCCUGACAUCCGCAGAUCCGCCCUCCCCCCCCCCCCCAACCUAUGGGGCAGAGGUUGGGGCCCAAUCUCUGUAUCCAGUGUCGCUGCAAGGAAGGGGCUUACCCCCAUUCUCCUGGGAUUGAGGGGAAACUAACCAAUGGCCCUGAGAAGGGCUGAGGCGGGGGACUGGACCUCUGUGGGACAGAGAAGGCACGCUGCCCCCUAGCUUGACUGAGAAGGAGGGGAUUGUCCCUCACACGAGUGGGACUGAUGAAGAUGGCGGAGCUGUGAGAUGGUCGGCAGUAAGAAUCCUGCUGUGAGGGGAAGGGGACAUGCAUGGCUCCACACCACCAAGAGAGGCUCUUCCUCCUCGAGUUGUAAAGAGGGAAAACAGAUGCUGGGCAAGGAACGAAGCUAAACGGAUCGCUUGGCUGCAGUCUCGCACGCCAAGUUCUGUGGAGGUGAAUCCAGGUGGCGGCAGCAGCCUCACGGUCUAGACCCAAAUCAUCAAUGGACUGUAGCUGCUACCAGGAUGUAAACUGGCAGCCACGUGCUUGGGUAUCUUUUUGUAAGAACUAACGUUAAACUCUGGAGGGGGCUGGUCAUUCAUACCCUUCCCAUUUGCUAACUGGUUGCUUGUUAAACUAGGGUGGGUUUAAAACGGGGGUGGGUUUUACAUGCACUGGAUUAGAACCGGUACACUCUGGGCUGGGGGUGCUCUUAAUACGCUACAGGCCACCCCGAGAGCUGGUGAGCUAAUGUAACCUCCAUGGCUACUUUAUGUGCCCGAGGGUUGCUAUAGCUCGUAAACCAUGGAUACGUCAGACUUUUUAAAAAUUCAAAUACCAUUUUUUGCAAUCUUCUUAUAGCAAAACAGUUAAGCCUGGUGGCUAGGAAGAGAAUGAAAUUCCCUUCAGCGGUGGGACAUUCUGCAGGCAGAAGAUUCUUGGUUUUGCCUCUAUGGAGGCUGUUAUAGCGAGGCAGCUUGUAACAUGUCCUGCAGCUGGAGUGAAGCAGGAAUUGGAGGGGCCCACAACAAUUAUAUUAAAAAAUAGAGACGUGAGAUUCCAAUUGGAAUCUUUUUUUUUUUUUUUUUUUUUUUUUUUUUUGGCCUGGUUUUAAAAAAACUACUUUUAGUCUGGCUAUUUAGCAAAAAAUAAAAAAUAGUUAGUUGAACAGUCCUGCAUUGUGGCAGGUGGGGAUGGAUACUUAGCCAUGUUUCCAUCUCAUAACUUCAGAGUCUAUGAAGAUCUAAUCAAUUUCUGUUCCACUGGGGGGGGGUUGGUAAAUCGUCCCCUUAGCAGGAUGUAUAGUGAAGCAAAAUAGAUUUUAAUGUUACUUGUCGUCUUCAAAUGAUGUGGCAAUUAAGUUUUUGAUUUACCCCUUGAAAUUGCAUUAACUGUACAUGAUUCUCCUAAAUUUGUUUCAAUAGGCAAAGUCAUCCCGUUACCUGUUUAAAAAACAAAACAAAACACUGGCUGCUCUGAAAAAGAAUCUCUUGAAUUGUAGUUCAACUCUUGCUUCUGAGCCCAUGAACUAAUACUGAGACUUGUUUACAAAAUAAAAUCUCAUAGCUUGAGACCAAGAAGAGUGAAUAAAUUGAUACCAUUGCCUUAUAGACCUGGUUUUCUCCAUUUGGAUAAUCAGCUCUGAAUAGUAUCCUUUAAAACUGGAAUUCCAGCUUCUGCUUUGGAGUACCUUUAUUAGGGACAGGUGAAGACUGCCUGCUAGCAUAUGAAAGACAGUUAAUUUAGGAAACAAUAGAGAGACAAAAACUAGCACGAAACUGACAGCAGAGUUCAUGUUACAAGGAAACUGUCUUUUCAAAAAUAUAAAGGUAAAUUCCACUACAGUAAUGUUAAACACUUAGAUUACUGGAGCCAUAUGCACUUUUAAAAAAGAUCUGUCUUUAUUUUUGCUGUUCAAUUUGCACUGUCUUCAGAGCCAGCAUAUGAAAAUAGUCCAAUCAAUUUCAGUUUUCUCCCUGUCACAUACAAGGAUAUGGCAGUGUUUGAGUUGUGUAUACUAUGGGAAAGUUUUAAGUUACAUAAUUACACUGAUUUACUUUGAUUAUUUAAAAAUAAUUUCUAUUACAUUUUGUAAUUUUUUUUUAACAAAACUUAAAUUUUCGCCCUAAGCUACCUGUAUCACUUGAAAAUAGGUCAGCAAUUUGUAUAUUGCUGAAAGAUCUCCUUUAGUCAAACACUAGUCUUUGGCUCAAUACAGAGGUAAUGUGGUGAAAUUAUAUGGCCUCUCUUAUACAGGAGAUCAGACUAGGUGAUCUAAUAGUCCCUUUUUGGCCUAAAAUGUCUGUGAAUCUCUGUGAAGAUUUAAAAUGUCACUCUUUGAAGGAGAGUUGGAAUUCUGAGAGACAGUGAUUUCUCGUGUGGAGCUUCAUAUGUCACUUAGGGAUGGGGGAAAGAUCCCACUUAAGCCUAAAAAUUAUGAACCAACUACAGCUUCUGGUUCCAAAGGACUAGACUGUUAGGAAGAUGGAAGGAGGUGAAGGACUUCAGUCAAGCUGUUGACCCUGUGGCAGGCCAGCUAAUCUCUGCAGUUACUAAUAAAUAAAGUUAAUAAAUUUCCUUUAUUUUUGAAAUUAGCAUGGCUGGCAAGUGAAAAGUGACUACACAAACGUCCUUGAUGGGAUCCCUGUUUGUCUUUCAGUGACUCCAGAUAAAAUGUACGGUACCCAAUUGUCAAGUAAAAAGAUGUAUUUUAUAAGUACUGGUGCAAUAGACUCUCCUCUCAGGAUCUGAAAGUCAAGCAGGGUUCUUACUUUGCAUCAUCACAAGGAAUAAAGAUUCCAGAGCUGGAAUUUAUUUGGCAAGUCUGUUGAUGAUGCAUGUGACAGAGUAGAUGCCAGCUCUCAUGAGCUGCUUUAUAUGUAUAUGGCUAAGAGGUGUAGGAACGUUUAUCGGAAAAGGGAUCUGUUAAAGGAUAAGCCAUUAACUACAAAAAUCAGGAGUAAACACGGCAAAAAAGUAAGUAGUACCUGGUUCAAAAAAUAAUGUAAUUAGAACAGAUUUCCUUAAAUCAGUAAGGAUUUAACUUCAGUUUUUAUAAACAUUUUGCUAAAAGCUCAUUUUAAAAGUACUCCCCCUCAGUCUGAUCAGUGUCAUUAAGGGAACCAGGAAAAGAUUAUUAGGAAAAUACAGUGAAUGCUUGGGACUCGGGUGGACUGUUUGAAGGAACAAAACUGAUUUCCUUUGUUUCCACUACUGCAAAGGGAAAGGCCCCACCCUAAAAUUCUUAGUUGGUGUGAGCAAAGUGUAGCUCAGAGCUUGGCAAGAUGGAAUAUUACAUGCUGGGACAUGUAGUGUCUGGGUUGAGCCUCAUAAAAACGACAGUGGCUGUAAAAUGUUCUUUUUGUGUAACUUAGGUUCAUCCCUCAGCCUUCCAGCAAGCUUUCAGUGUUAGUCCCGGUUGGGCAAAGUUUGGAUAGCACUGGGACAUACCUGUAUGGAAACUAGGGGUGGCUAAAGCAGCAAGCCGAAAGGUGAAACAACCAUCAGAGAAGCAGCGAAAUCCACUGGAGGAGAGGAUUCAAGAAGUUAGGAGUAAUCAACGGUGCCAUGGCUUUCAGAGGCUUAGGAUGGUGAGGAUGGAGUAAAAGUGUUGUGAUUUUGGUCUGGACGAGAGCUCUGUCUCACUGGUGUGUAGAGGGUGGAACCCAGUUGGAAAGUCAAGGAUCAAAUUGGAAGGUGAUGUCAGAUCUUACUCAAGAAAUCUGGAAGAUCCUAUGUGAGAAGGGCAGGAGAGAGUCAAAAGUAGCAAAAUGAGCUGAGGCUACAGGUGUGAUGGAGGAGAAAUGAAAAAGCUGGCAGAAUUAAAGGAAGAGAGUAAAUUUGUAGUGGAGGAAAUCCGCAUAAUCAUGUGACUUACCCCCGAGAUGAUUAAUACCACCUGAACAAGAGUGGAGACAAUGGGUGUAUUGUGUUUUUUAGCUGCCAGGUGGCUCAGAGGAGACCUGAGAAGAUGCUAUCCCUGCCCCAGAGAUCUGACAAUCUAAAUAUUUGCUGACAUGAAUGAAGGUGACAAAGAGGUGAUGAAGUAAGGGAGGUACAAGCUAUACCAUCACACUGAUAAGCCAUGUAUGUAUGUUCACAAUUAGGGAGUAUAGAAAAAUAAUUGGAGCUCAUUUUAGCAUGUUGGUGAAGUUAUGUAAUUUCUAGAUAGGCAACAAUCUGGAAACUUUCUACUGUUUUUAAGAAACAUAAAUAAAUAAUGGUAAACUUCA
Molecule: messenger RNA, 6852 nt
Organism: Malaclemys terrapin pileata
Lineage: Eukaryota; Metazoa; Chordata; Testudines; Emydidae
Gene: TIGD5
Product: tigger transposable element derived 5
Exons: 1
Coding region: 69-2261 (730 amino acids)
Cellular component (GO): nucleus
Molecular function (GO): DNA binding
Source: RefSeq, a predicted model, not a curated record